Cladocopium goreaui is the source of this 589-nucleotide messenger RNA. The record is from the annotation of a GenBank genome assembly. Lineage: Eukaryota; Dinophyceae; Suessiales; Symbiodiniaceae.
GUCGCAGACCAUUUUGGCCAGGGAGUCUCAUGACGUAGGACCCCAGACCAGGCCCCUGCCGAGUUGGGGGACGUGAUGUGGGCAGUGGCGCGCGUCUUUGCGAAUCCCCGGGUGGCACAAUUAGCGUCAAGGCGUUUUGCGACCAAAGAACAGGUCGCUGUUACAGAUGUCAGGAAGGGCAUGAUCCUAAGAUAUGAUGAGAGAUACUGCCAAGUGAAGGAAUGGUAUGCCCACAAGCAAGGCCGUGGGGCGGCCGCAUACCACGUGACCUACGAUGAGUUGGACACUGGGAAGCAGCGCGUGCAGAAGUUUGGCUCUGGAGUGAAACUGGUGAAGGUGGAACCCGACAAGCAGGAAUGUCAGGUGAUGUACGUGAAGGGUAGUGGAGCCGAAGAAAAGAUUGUGGUCUUGGCAGAUGACGAGUACAACGAGAUUGAGAUUCCCCUGGCACGCUUUAUCGGCUAUUCCACCGUGAAUGAGGGAGCCACCGCCGUCCUGUACAAAGAUGAUGAGGAGAUUGUGAAGAUUGUGGUGAAGUGAGGCUUGAAACAAAAUCACCCCAUGGCAAAGUUCAAACCUUGGUUUAUUU